Messenger RNA from Trametes versicolor FP-101664 SS1, 2355 nucleotides. RefSeq lists its product as uncharacterized. The record is from RefSeq and is a predicted model, not a curated record. Gene Ontology annotation, molecular function: RNA binding. NCBI's taxonomy places the organism in Eukaryota, Fungi, Basidiomycota, Agaricomycetes, Polyporales, Polyporaceae. The transcript is spliced from 6 exons. Bases 1 to 2355 code for a protein of 784 amino acids.
AUGUCUCGUCUGAUUGUGAAAAACCUACCGGCCUACCUCACACAAGAGCGGCUCCGCAAAUAUUUCGAAUCCUCCGAUGGUCCUGGGGGAACCCUUACAGAUGUGAAACUCAUGCUGAAGCGCGACGGGACGUCGCGUUGCUUCGGGUUCAUCGGCUAUAAGUCUUCGCAAGAGGCGGAGCGUGCACAGAAGUGGUUUAACAGGACGUUCGUCGAUUCAUCCAGGAUAAUGGUCGACAUUGUUGAGGGUGCCAAGAACGCACCUGCACCACGCCCGAACAAGCGUCCUCGGCUCGGUCCUUCACCGGGAGAGGUGGAUGAGCCGAAGGUCGCGAAGAAAUCCUCUUCGAAGGACAAGUCGCAGGGUGCUGGUGACGCACUAGCAACUGAGUUCCUUCAGGUCAUGCAGCCUCGCUCGCAGAAGGGACCGUCGUGGAAGGACGAGGAACCUGCUCAGGAGCCGGUCGCUUCUUCUUCGACGUCCGCUAACUCCGCAGACAAGCCUCUGAAGAAGAGCAAGAAGUCCAAGACCCAGCCCGAUCAUGUAGAUGGCGUGACCGAGGACCAGGAACCCGUUACAGCGACAGAGCCCGUGUCCGACCUGGACUGGCUGAAAAGGCAUACGAAGACGGCUGUUGCCGACGUCGAGGCGAACGAGAAGGCGUUCGAGCAGUCCGACGACGAGCCUAUGCAAGACGCUGAUAGUGACGAUGAGGAGCAGGAGCCUCACUUGGACCCCAUACAUGCGAGCAUCUUGCAAACAUCGCGACUCUUCAUUCGAAAUCUGCCGUUCACGUGUACCGAGGAUGAGCUUAGAGAGCUCUUCCAGCGUUACGGAGAUGUAUCUCAGGCUCACCUCAUACUGGACCCCGCAACAAAGCAGUCGAAGGGCCUCGCGUAUAUAUCAUAUGCGAAUCCUGACUCUGCGCUGGGGGCCUACGAAGCCUUGGACAAGACGUCUUUCCAGGGUCGUUUGCUUCAUAUCCUCCCUGCUGUGGACCGUAGGGGUAAAGAGGCAGACGCUGAGGGUGAGGGGAAGAAGAAGACGCUGAAGCAGGACCGGGAAGGGAAGCGUAAGGCGAUGGCAGGGAAGGAGUUCAAUUGGGCUAUGUUGUAUAUGAAUAGCGACGCGGUGGUUUCCUCGGUCGCUGACCGCAUGAACGUCUCGAAAGCCGACAUUCUUAACCCAGAAUCCGACAACGCUGCUGUCAAGCUCGCGCUAGCCGAGACGCACGUAAUCCAAGAGACGAAGACGUUCCUCGAGCAGCACGGCGUCGAUCUCGCGGCGCUGGACACGACUGGUUCAAAACGGCCGGCGCGUUCAGACCGCAUCAUCCUCGUCAAGAACAUCCCGUACGGCACGUCUGCGGCUGACGUGCGUGCGUUGUUCGAGCCACACGGGGAGCUCCGGCGUGUCCUCGUCCCUCCCGCCGGCACGCUCGCCGUCGUCGAGUUCACCCAUGCGGACGACGGACGCAAGGCGUUCCGCGCAGUCGCAUACCGGCGACUGGGCAACUCGGUCGUCUACCUGGAGAAGGGCCCCGACGGCAUGUUCAUCACCGACGAACCCAUGACCGACGCCGCAGAGCCCAUCACCGCAACAGGUUCCGCCCCCAUCGCGGCGCCAGACGCGGCAGUGGCGGAGGCGAAGGCGGGCGCGGACGAGCCGGCACUGAGCGCGGGCACGACGCUGUUCGUGAAGAACCUCGCAUUCAGCACGACCGCGGAGAAGCUCGUGGCAGUCAUGCAGCACCUGCCGGAGUACGCGUUUGCGCGCGUGCAGACGAAGCCAGAUCCUGCGCGCCCGGGCGCACGGCUCAGCAUGGGGUACGGGUUCGUCGGGUUCCACACGACGGACGGCGCGAAGCGCGGCCUGAAGAGCAUCGACGGGAUGGUCCUCGACGGGCACAAGCUCUCCGCGAAAUGGGCCGGGCGCGGCGCGGAGGAGGCGGACGGCGCGGCGGACAAGGAGACGGUCAAGGCGCGCACGACGAAGAUGAUCGUAAAGAACGUCCCGUUCGAGGCGACGAAGAAGGAUAUCCGCGAAUUGUUUGGUGCGCAUGCGCAGCUCAAGUCCGUACGUGUGCCUCGCAAGUUCGACCACCGCACGCGCGGUUUCGCGUUUCUCGAGUUCACGACGCGGCACGAGGCGGAGCGCGCAUACGCCACGCUCCGGCACACGCAUUUCCUCGGACGCCAUCUGGUGCUCGAGUGGGCCGAGGAGGGCGAAGUGGACGUGGACAAGUUGCGCGAGAAGGCUGGAGUCGCAUUCGGUGGAGGCGCGGAGAUGCCUGGGCGGAAGCGGAAGCUGGAUAUGGGCGGCGAUGGGGACGACGAGGGCGAGGUCGAUAUGUGA